This is a messenger RNA of Lycium ferocissimum, 951 nucleotides long. RefSeq lists its product as uncharacterized. Bases 1 to 951 code for a protein of 316 amino acids. NCBI's taxonomy places the organism in Eukaryota, Viridiplantae, Streptophyta, Magnoliopsida, Solanales, Solanaceae. The transcript has 7 exons. The record is from RefSeq and is a predicted model, not a curated record.
AUGAGGUUUGACCGAUCUACUUAUUCAGGACCUAGUCAGAGUUCUAGGGCUCUCGGUUCACAGUACAGGAGGGAUUCUGGUGAGCUAGCUUUAGAGUGGAAGGGUAAUACUGCUUCGCUAAAAGAAUCAUCGACCCUUCUAUCCAUUCCUGCGGUUAAUGAGUUUCUGGAUGAGCUACCAAGCCUUUCGCCAGAGCGGAAGAUUGAUUUUGCUAUUGACUUAUUACCAUAUACUCAGCCGAUAUCCAUUCCUUCUUAUAGAAUGGCACCUACAGAGCUGAAGUUGACUAAUGCUCCAGCUGUAUUCAUGGAUUUGAUGAACCGUGUGUUCAGACAUUUUCUAGAUCUGUUUAUGAUCGUAUUUAUAGAUGAUAUUCUGGUUUACUCACAAUCAGAGGCUGAGCAUGUAGAUCACUUAUGUGUGGUGCUUAGAGCUCUUUGGGAUAGAGAGUUGUAUCCGAAAUUCUCUAAUGCUCUUCCGCAGGGAACAGAUGGCUAUGUGAUUUAUUGUGACACUUCAGGUGUUGCGUUGGGUUGUAUGUUGAUGCAGCAUGGUUAUGGGAGAAGCUCAUUACUCUCACUUUUCUAUUCAUCUAGAGCAAUAAAGAUAUACCAUGAUAUCAGGGAAAUAUACUGGUGUGGCAGAAUGAAAAAAGAUAUGGCAGAAUUCAUAGUUUCGUGUCCUAACUGUCAGCAGGUUAAGAUUGAGCAUCAGAAUCCUUGUGGAUUAUUGCAGGCUAUUGAGAUUCUGACUUGGAAAUGGGAGGCAAUUACUAUAGAUUUCAUCACAAAGCCUAAGCAGAUACUCAGCACUCCUCCUUAUAAGGCUCUAUAUGGUUGGAAGUGUAGGUCACCUAUUGGGUGGUUUGAUGUUGGAGAAAACAAGUUAGUGGGACAAGAUCUGAUACAGCAAGCAAUUGAGAAGUUUAAGCUUAUUCAGGAAGAUUAUUAG